This is a messenger RNA of Dama dama (fallow deer), 1324 nucleotides long. RefSeq names its product galactokinase 1 (gene GALK1). Gene Ontology annotation, biological process: carbohydrate phosphorylation; galactose metabolic process. Gene Ontology annotation, cellular component: cytosol; cytoplasm. The coding region runs from base 70 to 1248 and encodes 392 amino acids. The transcript has 8 exons. Gene Ontology annotation, molecular function: galactokinase activity; ATP binding. Lineage: Eukaryota; Metazoa; Chordata; Mammalia; Artiodactyla; Cervidae. The record is from RefSeq and is a predicted model, not a curated record.
GCCGUGCGGCCCCGCCCCAGCAUCCCGCGCCUGCCGGACUGCGCCCGGCGGAGCCGCCGGGAGAGCGUCAUGGCCGCUUCGGAGCAGCCCCAGGUCGGGGAGCUGCUGGCCAAGGCCCGGAGAGCCUUCCUGGAGGAGUUCGGGGCCGAGCCCGAGCUAGCCGUGUCUGCCCCGGGCCGCGUCAACCUCAUCGGGGAACACACGGACUACAACCGGGGCCUGGUGCUGCCCAUGGCUCUGGAGCUUGUGACGGUGCUGGCGGGCAGCCCCCGCGAGGACGGUCUUGUCUCCCUCCUCACUACCUCUGAGGAUGCUGACGAGCCCCGGCGGCUGCAGUUUCCCCUGCCCACAAGCCAGAGGCCACUGGAGCCUGGGACCCCUCACUGGGCCAACUACGUCAAGGGAGUGAUUCAGCACUACCCAGCUGCCCCCCUCCCUGGCUUCAGCGCAGUGGUGGUCAGCUCCGUGCCCCUGGGGGGUGGGCUCUCCAGCUCGGCGUCCCUGGAAGUGGCCACGUAUACCUUCCUACAGCAGCUCUGCCCAGACUCGGGGACAAUAGCUGCCCGGGCCCAGGUGUGUCAGCAGGCCGAGCACAGCUUCGCAGGGGUGCCCUGUGGCAUCAUGGACCAGUUCAUCGCACUGCUGGGGCAGAGAGGCCAUGCGCUGCUCAUUGACUGCAGGUCCCUGGAGACAAGCCUGGUGCCGCUGUCGGACCCCAAGCUGGCCGUGCUCAUCACCAACUCCAACGUCCGCCACUCAUUGGGCUCCAGCGAGUAUCCCCUGCGGCGGCGCCAGUGUGAAGAGGUGGCCCGGGCGCUGGGCAAGGAGAGCCUUCGAGAAGUACAGCUGGAGGAGCUAGAGGCUGGCCGGGAUCUGAUGAGCAUGGAGGCCUUCCGGCGGGCGCGGCACGUGGUGGGCGAGAUCCAGCGCACGGCCCAGGCGGCGGCGGCCCUGCACCGUGGCGACUACAGAGCCUUCGGCCGCCUCAUGGUGGAGAGUCAUCACUCACUCAGAGACGACUACGAGGUGAGCUGCCCCGAGCUGGAUCAACUGGUGGAGGCUGCGCUCUCCGCGCCCGGGGUUUACGGCAGCCGCAUGACGGGCGGUGGCUUCGGGGGCUGCACGGUGACUCUGCUGGAGGCCUCCGCCGCUCCCCGGGUGAUGCAGCACAUCCAGGAACAGUACCGCGGGACCGCCACCUUCUACCUCUCCCAGGCGGCUGAUGGCGCCAAGGUGCUGCACUUAUGAGGCCCUCGCCGGGACGGCACGCGGCGGGCCUCCCCUCCUGUCUGGGUGCUCAAUAAACUUGUAUCUCUGACUCUGA